This is a messenger RNA of Limanda limanda (common dab), 405 nucleotides long. It is a transcript of the gene ctnnbip1, whose product is annotated as catenin, beta interacting protein 1. Gene Ontology annotation, molecular function: beta-catenin binding. Gene Ontology annotation, biological process: negative regulation of Wnt signaling pathway. The transcript is spliced from 4 exons. The record is from RefSeq and is a predicted model, not a curated record. Gene Ontology annotation, cellular component: beta-catenin destruction complex; nucleus; cytosol. The coding region runs from base 113 to 358 and encodes 81 amino acids. NCBI's taxonomy places the organism in Eukaryota, Metazoa, Chordata, Actinopteri, Pleuronectiformes, Pleuronectidae.
ACUGGAGGGAUGUGACCCCGGAACAGGACGCCCUCCUACAACAACACACCAUUCAAACAGAGCACAGAAGAAAGGAAAGCUGGACCAGGAGGGAGCCACAGGAGCAGGCGGGAUGAACCGCGAGGAGGCCCCGGGGAAGUCUCCUGAAGACAUGUACGUCCAACAGAAAGUGCGGGUCCUGCUCAUGCUUAAGAAAAUGGGAUCAAAUCUCACGCCAAGUGAAGAGGCUUUUCUCCGAAAUUACGCAGGUGUGGUCCACAGUCAGAUGAGCCAGCUACCACAGCACAACAUAGACCAGGGUGCUGAGGACGUGGUUAUGGCGUUCUCACGGUCAGAGGCGGAGGAUCGGCGACAGUGACCCUGGGCCCCCUCAUCCUGCCCCGCUGCAUCCCGUCUCAGACCCGU